UCUCAGAGCGGAGGAGGUAGAUCCUCACAAGACAUGUACAGGGGGGGAUUUUUGGGAGGAUAAAAGUUAAUAAGGAUAUGUUUUUUUUGUUGUUCAGUAAGUAGUCAGGAAUUUCUUUUAUACUCUGUAUCUUCAGCUUUUGUGUUUACAUACAGUUAGUGUGGUUUUUUUAUUGAUUAGUUUGUAGAGAGUAUCAUUACCUUCAUGGCUUUGAUAGCGACUGACCAGGGCUGCAAGCUGAACGGGACCUCAGUGAUUUACGGCAGAGUUGGGCCGAGGAAAGAGGUGUUUCAGGGACCCGCAGGCGGCUUUAAAACGGCCACAAUGCAGCCCAAAGAAAGUGAGUAUUCAACAGAUGGCCUGCCCAAAGCCUUCCUGCACAGUUUAAGGACCCUGUUUGACAUUUUGGAUGACGGUGGCCGCGGCUAUGUCCACAUCUCGGAGAUCGAGAGCCGCUGGCAGGGCGCAGAUACUCGGGACCUGCCGGGCGGAGUGCUGGGCUGCCUCAGGAGGGUCACACCACCGCAUGGCUGUCUCACUUUUGAGCGCUUUGUUGCGGGGCUCCGGUACUCCAUGCUCAACCCGGAGAACAGCGCCAACUUCAAGGCCCAGGCUGCUGUGCACCCGCAGCAGGCUCCCAAGCAGCACCAGAAACUCGCCCCGCUGUCCACAUGCAACGUCGGGACUCGGGUCGAGAACAAGGUCCGACCGCUAGGGCCGAGUAACGUGACGAACACCCAGCAGCACCGGGCACCCUCCCAGCAGAACCGGGCCAGGCCGGAGGAAGGGUCUGGGUACCCGGCGUGUGGAUCUGUGCGGUACAGCGCGGGCUUCGAGAGAUCCGGGCGUAGUUUGGAGCGGAUUCCCGUCCCUACAGAGGGCGGGUGUUACCGUACCGAGACGGGCCAUGUUACUAAACCGGCACAGCCCCAGCAGAGCAGGGGCAGGUCCAUUGAGUCGCUGGCGCUGGAGUCACCGCAGCUCCAGCGACCAAGUGUUGUGAAAUCAGGUUUGCCGAGAUCUCAGAGUGAAUCAGCUACAGGAUUUACCGGAGGCUCCAGGCGACACGGGCGGAGCCGGGAAGAGCAGAGGAGGCACACCAUUUCCAAUGGAGUGGAUUACGGAAUGUUGAAGCAAAUGAAAGAACUGGAACAGGAGAAGGAUUCCCUGCUGGCGGGCCUGGAAGUGGUGGAGCGGGCCCGAGAAUGGUACCAGGACCAAAUCCACAAUGUCACAGAGAGACAGCGGCAGGUUGGCCAAAGCUCGCACUGCACGGAUUUUUUUACAGAAGCCAGUCAGAGCCGCAUGAAUGUUCUCAUUCCCAAAUUACAAGAAGCCAACCGCUGCCUUAAUGAGCUUAUUUCCUGCACAGGAAUGCAGUCAUUUCCUUCCAGCGGAGCUCAGACAGCAGCUCUCUCAGCUAACUCCCAGCCUCCUGCUCCAGCACCUCCACAAGCCAUCCAGAGACUGAAGGACCAGAACCGUCUCCUCACCCAGGAGGUGACGGAGAAGAGUGAGCGGAUCACCCAGCUGGAGCAGGAGAAAUCAGCCCUGAUAAAGCAGCUUUUUGAGGCCCGAGCCCGCAGCGUGCAAGACACUAGCACAUUGGAUUCCACCUUUAUCUGAAAAACAAAUUUGGUGUCCUAGCUGACACCAAAUGUCAGCUAGGAGACAUCAUGAUGUCGUGUCAGCAUACUGGUAAAACUGACUCUUGUUUACCCGGCUGCCCGUUCACGGCAGUGACGCACCUUUAGCCAUAACACAUUAGCAUUCCCACUCUAAAUCAAACCACGCACUGCUGCUAUAUGUGAGCAUGUCUGACCUGACCCGAGUGCUAAAUCCUUUUUUUAAACUUCUCCUUCAUGAGUCCUACAAAAACACUCCUGUUAGGGUAAAAAACAAACAAA
Messenger RNA from Archocentrus centrarchus (flier cichlid), 1907 nucleotides. RefSeq names its product suppressor APC domain containing 2 (gene sapcd2). The record is from RefSeq and is a predicted model, not a curated record. The coding region runs from base 205 to 1626 and encodes 473 amino acids. Lineage: Eukaryota; Metazoa; Chordata; Actinopteri; Cichliformes; Cichlidae. The transcript has 6 exons.